UAUCCAUAAUAUUCAUGUCAUGAGAGAAUCAUUACGAAAACUUAAAGAGAUUGUGUACCCCAACAUUGAGGAAACUCACUGGCUGUCUAACUUGGAAUCUACUCACUGGCUAGAACAUAUUAAGCUUAUUCUUGCAGGGGCUCUUCGGAUUGCUGACAAGGUAGAGUCAGGGAAGACAUCUGUGGUGGUACACUGCAGUGAUGGUUGGGAUCGCACAGCUCAGCUAACUUCCCUAGCCAUGCUUAUGUUGGAUGGAUACUAUCGCACAAUACGAGGAUUUGAAGUCCUUGUGGAAAAAGAGUGGCUAAGCUUUGGACAUAGAUUUCAACUAAGAGUUGGCCAUGGAGAUAAGAACCAUGCAGAUGCAGAAAGAUCACCUGUUUUCCUUCAGUUUAUUGACUGUGUGUGGCAAGUGACAAGACAGUUUCCUACUGCAUUUGAAUUCAAUGAAUAUUUUCUCAUUACCAUUUUGGACCACCUAUACAGCUGCUUGUUUGGAACAUUCCUUUGUAACAGUGAACAGCAGAGAGGAAAAGAGAAUCUUCCUAAGAGGACUGUGUCACUGUGGUCUUACAUAAAUAGCCAGCUGGAAGACUUCACUAAUCCUCUCUAUGGGAGUUAUUGCAAUCAUGUCCUUUAUCCAGUAGCCAGCAUGCGCCACCUAGAGCUCUGGGUGGGAUAUUACAUAAGAUGGAAUCCACGGAUGAAACCACAGGAACCUAUUCACAAUAGAUACAAAGAACUUCUUGCUAAACGAGCAGAGCUUCAGAAAAAAGUAGAGGAACUACAGAGAGAAAUUUCCAACCGAUCAACCUCAUCCUCAGAGAGAGCCAGCUCUCCUGCACAAUGUGUCACUCCUGUCCAGACUGUUGUGUGAAAGGAUUGUGACUAAGGACAUCAUUGAUAUGAACUCUUCAUUACAGUGGCAGCUUUAUGAGUAGAAAGUCUCCCUAUUUUGAACCCAUCUCUGAGAGAAAAGUUCAGAUGCUUUAUUUAUUUUAAGUCUCUCUAAGAUGAGUUUAGAACUAUAGCAAUGUGGGUGGCUUAAGAGAAACAAUUCCACAUGUAAUUACAUGAUUAUGACACUAAACCUGUUCAGACAUCUGGUAAAAGUACAAACUACUUUAGAAAUACACCUCUUGAUUGGAGAAAGCUCACUGCACAGAGGAACAAGUUUUCAAACCAAAUCAACACUGAAGUUCUGUGGCAUCAUCUAUAUUAGGCCUUUAUGUAUGACAGAUCAAAAUCAUUUAAUACCUUUUUCUCCAUCAUGGGCUUUUCUUCAUGUAGUAAUUGAUUUACAUUGAUCACUGUUCAACCUCCAUUCUUAAUAUAGUGAAAGGCAAAGCAUAGUGUGGCAGUAGUUAAAAAUUGCUGCUGACAUUAUUUACAUACUUAAUUAGGGCAUUCUACUGUUCCAGAAUGAUGCCUUAGAGAUAUACUUAGGGGACCAUAAGGAGACAAAGUGGUAGCCAUUUUGGAGUUCAAAGAUUUCUAAGACAUUCAGAUUAAUUUCCAUUUUUUUUCCAAUUGUUUAAAAAAAUUUUACCCCUUUCUGUUUUGCUUAAUGCUAAUUGGCAAGUUUUAAAAUUUUUAAAAGACUUUUUUGGAAGACUGUAUAAAUAGCAUAUGGUGAGAAGUAUAAUGCUUAAAUUUUACAUGAAAUACUUCACUACUUUAUUCCACCAAAUUAAGCCUACCAAAGAACACACCGCAUUUAAAAAUGAAUUACAAUCUCAAUACCAGUAAAAGAAAUCUUGCUUCACUGCUUGCCUGAGACUUUGGUGCUGGUAUGGACAUUUCACUGUCUGAUGUCUAUUUUACUCUAUAUGAGAGCCAUAUGUAAUGUACUGUAACUAAGAAGCUUCUUGUCCCUUGGUCUUUUAAUUAAAAGAAAUUUCAGCUAA
Marmota monax (woodchuck) is the source of this 1907-nucleotide messenger RNA. Its product is annotated as myotubularin-related protein 2-like. Gene Ontology annotation, biological process: dephosphorylation. The record is from RefSeq and is a predicted model, not a curated record. Gene Ontology annotation, molecular function: phosphatidylinositol-3,5-bisphosphate 3-phosphatase activity. Bases 20 to 877 code for a protein of 285 amino acids. NCBI's taxonomy places the organism in Eukaryota, Metazoa, Chordata, Mammalia, Rodentia, Sciuridae. The transcript has a single exon.